Messenger RNA from Protobothrops mucrosquamatus (brown spotted pit viper), 628 nucleotides. Its product is annotated as barrier-to-autointegration factor-like. Gene Ontology annotation, molecular function: DNA binding. The transcript has 2 exons. Lineage: Eukaryota; Metazoa; Chordata; Lepidosauria; Squamata; Viperidae. The record is from RefSeq and is a predicted model, not a curated record. Bases 1 to 168 code for a protein of 55 amino acids.
AUGAUUGUGCCCCAACCAGAGGCCUACGUAGUGCUGGGCCAGUUCUUAGUGCUGAAGAAGGACGAAGACCUCUUCCGCGAAUGGCUGAAGGACACGUGCGGAGCCAACGCCAAACAAUCCAGAGACUGCUACGGGUGCCUGCGCGAGUGGUGCGAUGCCUUCUUGUGAGGGCUGCGGGUCGAAGCCAGGUGGGGCUCUGAGGGCUUCUGUAGGUAGCUGGCAGCUGACCCCUCCCCGGUCCUCCUCCGCAGAAACGCCCUCUCGGCUUUGCAGCCUGCACGAGGCUCCUUUCUGGAUUUCCCUCCGAAUCCUAGACAAAAAUGAUGCGCCUUUUUAAUGUCCCUCAACUUCUGCCCUCCGAAGAGGGAGUUCGGAAGGGUACCGUGUUCCAGUCUUGACCCCUGACCGGUUUCCCCCCUUUUGUAGCGUUCUCUGUUGGAUCCUUCCUUAACUCUUCCCGUGCUGAGUUCUCGGCCUUCCCGAGCCUGCGGUUUAACUCCCAGAAUCGAGAUUUGUACUAUGAAAAUUGGCGGAGACGUUCUUGGUCUCUUCUCAGGCCUCUGUGUAACCUGACGCCACCCUGGCUGAAGGUCAGGAACCCAAAUAAUGCCACGUUUUAAAAUCAAUA